Molecule: messenger RNA, 786 nt
Organism: Entamoeba invadens IP1
Lineage: Eukaryota; Evosea; Mastigamoebida; Endamoebidae
Exons: 1
Coding region: 1-786 (261 amino acids)
Source: RefSeq, a predicted model, not a curated record
AUGAACUUUGAAAACCAAACCACCAUGUCUUGCCCACUCGGAGCCAAAGAAUGCCCAAUCAAGCCAUUUGCUGAAAAAGUUCAGAAACAAGCUGUAGAUGCUAUUCAUCCACCAUUUAAAGUACCAAAAGACCUUAAUGAUGCCAAAAAAGCUAUGAAGGAUAACAUUAAGAAGUAUGGCGAAUUCUAUAUGUUUGUCACUGGAUUGUUGAUCUCCAUUGGCGCUUUAUGUGUUCACGUAGUUAUGUUGUUGUUACUUGUCGCAGUUUAUGCCGGACUUGUCUUCGCGUGGCCAAAGUAUAUUGAAAAGUAUGUGAAAGACUAUAUGGACAAAUUUGAUAUUAAGAUCUGCUAUAUCCCAACACUUGUUGGCGUCGUCUUCACUUUGUUUGCUUUGAUGUUCGGAGCCCCAGGUGUUUAUAUUGUCUUCUUGUUGAUUGCAGUGAUUGUAGUUGUUGCUCAUGCUUCACUUCAAGACUACGAUGUUUCUGAUAAGAUCAAGGAAAAGGUUGAAGCCAAAGUCCAAGAAAAGAAGGAAGAGAUUAAAGAAAAGGAACAAAGCAAGGCUGAAGAAAAAAUAAUGAAAGAAGCCGCUGAAAAAGUUGAGAAGGAACAGAAAAAAGCUGCAAAGGAAGCCGAGAAAGAAGCUGAAAAAGAACAAAAGAAAGCCGAAAAAGAGGCUGAAAAAGAAGCUGAAAAAGAAGCUGAAAAGGCUGAAAAGAAGGCAGAGAAAGAGGCUAAGAAAGCUGAAAAAGAAGCCGAGAAAGCUGCUGAAGAAAAGAAGUAA